Caenorhabditis briggsae is the source of this 1338-nucleotide messenger RNA. The annotation marks the transcript as partial. The transcript is spliced from 7 exons. NCBI's taxonomy places the organism in Eukaryota, Metazoa, Nematoda, Chromadorea, Rhabditida, Rhabditidae. Gene Ontology annotation, molecular function: imidazolonepropionase activity. The record is from RefSeq and is a predicted model, not a curated record. Gene Ontology annotation, cellular component: cytoplasm.
UACCGUCUCCUUGUGAAAAAUCUGAAGCAAGUCGUCCAAAUUGUGGACGACGACACCACCGAAUUCCUCGUUGGAGACCGUAUGAGCAAUAUCAAGAUUCUCAACGACGCCAGCGAAUCUUUGGCGAUUUUGGUGGAUUCCAAGGGGAAAUUUGCGUAUAUUGGAGAUCACUCCGAAGCUGAGGAGUUGAUGAGCUCUUCUGGAGAUUCUGAAGCCGUUAGAAUACUAGAUUCCAAUGGGGGAAUCGCGAUUCCUGGAUUCGUCGAUGGUCAUUCGCAUCCGGUUUUUGCUGGGGAUCGUGUGCAUGAGUUUGCGAUGAAGCUGGCUGGAGCCACUUAUAUGGAAGUCCAACAAGCGGGCGGUGGCAUCAUGUUCACCACGAACAAGACUCGCGAAGCGUCUGAAAAAGAGCUUCGUUCGGAUUUCGAAGAGAUUGCCAAGAAAAUGCUGCGUAGCGGUACGACAACUCUCGAAGCGAAAAGUGGUUACGGUCUGAAUGUGGACGCUGAAAUGAAGAUGUUGAGAGUUUUGGCAACGGAAAAUCCAGCGAUUCCUCUGGAAGUGUCGGCGACGUUCUGUGGCGCUCACGCGGUUCCCAAGGGCUCCACAGAAGCAGAACAAACGCGUAUGAUUUGUGACGAGCUGAUUCCCCAAAUCGAGUCCGAAAAGAAAAUGGGCAACCUAACAAAUGUGGAGAAUAUUGAUGUUUUCUGUGAGAAGGAUGUUUUUGAGGUGGAGUCCAGGUACUGUAUUGCUAACUUCCAAUUGAAAAAAGUUUUUUUUUUCAGCCAAAAAAUUCUGAAACGAGGACAGGAGGCUGGAAUGGCGGUGAAUUUCCAUGCGGAAGAGCUGAAGUAUAUUGGUGGAGUGGAAAUGGGAGCCAGAAUUGGAGCCCGCGCAAUGUCUCAUCUGGAAGAAAUCUCGGAAGAAGGAAUCCGUCUGAUGUCUUCAUCUGGUUCCGUUGCAGUUCUUCUUCCAUCAACUGCAUUUAUCCUUCGUUUGACUCCUCCCCCUGCACGCAAAUUGAUUGGAAACGGAGUGAUUGUUGCAUUGGGAUCUGAUUUCAAUCCGAAUGCUUACUGUUUUGCAAUGCCAAUGAUUAUGCAUUUUGCGUGUGUCACCAUGAAACUGUCGAUGCCAGAAGCAUUGACUGCUGCCACUCUAAACUCCGCCCACUCGAUUGGAAGAGGAAAAACCCACGGAGCAAUUGCAAAAGGAAGAAACGCCGACUUUGUGAUUCUCUCUGCCAACUCUUGGGAGCAUAUCAUCUACCGUAUCGCUGCUCAUGGUGACGUCAUUCGCCACGUCAUCAAAAAUGGAAAUGUGGUGGAAGUCUGA